UGUUGGUUGGUUGGUUUCACGUGUGCAGUGCUUGGAGGUGGAGGCUAUGAAGGAGAUGUGUGGAAAUUCUAUGCUGGAGAAUCUGCCUCAGAAGCACUAUGGAAUAACAUCUCCAAUUAGUUUGACUCCUCCUAAGGAAAUAGAUUAUAUUUACACUCAGAAAUUAAUUGAAGCCAUGAAGCCAUUUGGAGUAUUUGAAGAUGAAGAAGAACUAAAUCACAGGCUGAUUGUUCUUGGUAAAUUGAAUAAAUUAGUCAAAGAAUGGAUUUCAGAACUCAGUGAGAGUAAGAACCUCCCACCUUCAGUUGUAGCAAAUGUUGGUGGGAAAAUAUUCACGUUUGGUUCCUAUAGACUUGGAGUACACACCAAAGGUGCUGACAUAGAUGCUCUUUGUGUUGCUCCUAGACACAUGGAAAGAUCAGAUUUCUUUCAGUCGUUCUUUGAAAAGCUAAAGGUUCAAGAUGGAAUCAGGAAUUUAAGAGCGAUAGAAGAUGCGUAUGUACCAGUUAUCAAGUUUGAAUUUGAUGGUAUUGAGAUUGAUCUUGUGUUUGCAAGGCUGGCUGUACAGACUAUUUCUGAUAACUUGGAUCUUCGAGAUGAUUCACGUCUAAGGAGCCUGGAUAUAAGAUGUAUACGAAGCUUAAAUGGUUGCAGAGUUACUGAUGAAAUUCUGCAUUUAGUGCCACACAAGGAGAACUUCAGACUAACGCUUAGAGCAAUUAAACUGUGGGCAAAACGACGUGGUAUUUAUUCCAAUGUGCUGGGAUUUCUUGGUGGUGUUUCCUGGGCAAUGCUGGUAGCAAGAACAUGUCAGCUCUAUCCAAAUGCAUUGGCAUCUACUCUAAUUCACAAAUUCUUCCUAAUUUUUUCAAAAUGGGAAUGGCCAAAUCCUGUGUUGCUCAAACAACCUGAAGAUAGCAAUCUAAAUUUGCCAGUCUGGGACCCUAGGGUAAACCCAUCUGACAGAUAUCAUCUAAUGCCCAUAAUCACGCCAGCCUAUCCACAGCAGAACUCUACAUAUAAUGUGUCUACUUCAACACGAGCAGUAAUGGUAGAGGAGUUCAAGCAAGGUCUUGCUGUCACAGAUGAAAUUCUCCAAGGAAAAUCAGACUGGCCAAAACUCCUUGAACCACCAAACUUUUUUCAAAAGUACAAGCAUUAUAUUGUGUUGACUGCUAGUGCCUCUACCGAAGAGCAUCAGUUAGAAUGGGUUGGUCUAGUUGAAUCUAAAAUUCGUGUACUUGUUGGGAACUUGGAAAGGAAUGAAUUCAUAAACCUUGCACAUGUUAAUCCUCAGUCUUUCCCUGUCAACAAGGAACAUUGCGAAGAGAGCAACUAUGUAUCAAUGUGGUUCCUUGGAAUAAUUUUUAGGAAAAUGGAAAAUGCAGAAAGUGUUAACAUUGACUUAACAUAUGAUAUACAAUCAUUCACAGAUACAGUUUAUAGGCAGGCAAAUAACAUCAAUAUGCUAAAAGAAGGCAUGAAGAUUGAAGCAACUCAUGUGAAGAAAAAGCAACUACAUUAUUAUUUGCCUGCUGAAAUCUUGCAGAAAAGAAAGAAGCAAAGCAUACCAGACAUUGGUCGAAACGUUAGUGGACUUCCAUCCAAAAGGGCUUCAGUGGAUGUAAGCUCUUUGGAUGGUUCCACAACCACAGACGCAGGAACACGAUAUAGCUCCCCUUCUUUGUUAAACAGGAUCUCUAAAUUGGACAACAACUCUCUGAUAGAAACAGAAAGGAACACUGUACUUCAGAGAACCAAUGCUGCUACCAAUAGAGAGAAGCCAUUGAAUGUCACUAUGCCAUCAGUGCCUGUUAAAGGACUAUCCAUUCCAGUUAUUGGUUCAAAGACCGAGAUUGCAGGUACAACAAAAGCAGUCCUACUUCCAACUGGAUGCACCAUACCUACAGUAAUAGGACGAAAUGUGAUUCCUCGACUUAUUACACCUCCUUCUGCACAGGGACAACAGCUCCUAAAUGGAAUUUCAACUAUAAACUCUAAAAAUGCUGCACCUAAAAGACCUCAUUCACCUUCCUCAGAAGAAUGCACUAAAAGACUUAAAGAUAUAGAAAAGGUAAAAACACACUUCAGAAUGGAAUCAAAGGGAGAGAGAGUUGGAGAGAUGUGUAUAGAUAAACUCCAAAAGACUCUGCAGGAUAGCUGUGGAGGAGGGGAAUCCAUGCCUAUUCCAACUAUUGACGCAUCAAGAUCACAGAGACUUGCCAGUAAAGAACUACCAGAUUCAUCUUCUCCUGUUCCAACAAAUAAAAUUCGUGUCAUUAAACAUUCAAUCAGAUUGACCCUUAACCGGUAACUACAGUGCCUUUUCAGGUAAAGAUAAUAUGCGCUUUGUUUAGUGGUUUACACAAGCAAUUAACUUUUAUACUGCAGUUGCUGUCCCACGUAAAAUAUGGAGAUACUGCCACCGAAUUGGAGAUAUUUUUCCAGUUAUUAAUUUUUGUCUGCAUUUUGACCUGCAGAUGCUGUAGGAUACUUCCAUUACUGUAUAGCUUUUCCAAGAUUGCCUGCUGACAAGCCACUGUCGACAAAAUCAUGGCUUUUGUCUUUUUUAAUUGCCUUUAGUUUAAAUAUUUGCUACUUCUGACUGAUCUACUUCUUAUUUUGAACACCCUUCCAACAGCAGUCCUUGUUUUUUUUAAAUUCUUGUGUUAUAAUCAUUGUCUUGAGAUGAAAAAAAUUGUUCUGAAAAAUACAAAAAAAAAAAGUCCCGUGAUACCAUUUUUCUGAAUGUAUGUAAACAUGUUUACUUUAGUCACUGGAGCCACAUUCUGGUUAGAAGUGUGUGUAUGAAAGUCCUAGUAUUGUUUCUGCUUUCCUAAUGGUGUAGAUAUACAUUAUUUUGUGAACUUCAAUUAUUUUUUCUGGUUUGGCACACAUUCUUUUCUACAUCUGUCACGCUGAUGCUCCGCAUCUAUAGGCAAUAGCUUUAUGGUAUUUAGCACGUAGCCAGGCACUACCCAAGUUUUACAGACUGCCUCCCAUGGAGGCCCAAAAAAUCAAUCCUUAAUUUAAAAAUACAAAUUCAACCAUUAAGGAUAUCUGCCAAGAUACUGAAAUGGUAGGGAUGUCUUAUGCUAUGGAAUCUGAUUCUUGUAAAUCUUGUUCUGAAACAGGCUUAGGACUUCCAGUUUUCACUGGUUAAUUAAACAAAUUUCCCCACAGCAACAAAUUUCUUACCCAAAAUACUUUGACAUAGCUAAAUAUUGAGACUAGGAAAAACCUGUUGUGACAUUACGGUCUACUCAUUCUGCAGUUAUGCAGAACAAUUCUUCACUGAUUAGGCAUGCAGAAACAGAUAUUGGUUUCAAUAAAAUGCCUGAAAACAUUUCCUUUUGAAUAACAAUGGUUAUGGAACUCUGGCUUAGGACCAUUGCAGUCUUCAUGUAAACAAACAGAAUCAUAAUACACCUUACCCAGUUAAAUAGAGUGAAGUUUCAGGGGAAAAAUGCAUCUUAUACAAAGCAAAUCCUAGACUAUGUACUUUCUCUUGUAAUUUAUUUAAUGUUUUGUAAAUGAAGUCGUGUGUAUUUUCAGAGUAUUUUUUGUAUGUACUGUAAGAUAACAUCUUUUCAAAAAGAAAAGUUUAAAAACUUUA
This is a messenger RNA of Mauremys reevesii (Reeves's turtle), 3616 nucleotides long. RefSeq names its product poly(A) polymerase gamma (gene PAPOLG). Gene Ontology annotation, cellular component: nucleus. Lineage: Eukaryota; Metazoa; Chordata; Testudines; Geoemydidae. The record is from RefSeq and is a predicted model, not a curated record. Gene Ontology annotation, molecular function: poly(A) RNA polymerase activity; RNA binding. The transcript is spliced from 21 exons. Bases 47 to 2314 code for a protein of 755 amino acids.